AUGGUCAACUGGCUUACCAUUCGUGAAAACUUCGAGAAGUGGUCAGGCGCAGGCGAGCAGUCAGCACCAGGCAUAAAAAAGAAAGGAACGAAAACAGCCGCAUACACUGAGAUGGCCGCGGCUAUCAAUGAGAAAACUGGUGUUGGUUGGGACUGGCAGAAAACGAAAAGCCGUUUCGAAAGUUACAAGAGACGGUAUAUCAGUACCAAAAGAAAGUCGGAAGCUUCUGGCUUUGGCAGAGAGAUCAGCCUAAAAGAACGUAAAAAGGGCAUAAAAAAUAUUGUUGACAAACUCAAUCAUAUGUGCCCCUACUUCUAUGAGAUGGAUUCAAUCUUUGGCCAAAGGGAGAAUAUCAGCCCAAGCACGGUUUUGCAUGCUGGCCUUCCGCCAUCGAUCUCUGCACUUGCGGCCACUCUUGUGCCAGCUACUGAGUUACCUGCAGUAGAAACUGCAGUAGCAGCAACACCAGUACCAACAACAGCAACUGAAGAAUUGCCGACGAAUCAUGUUGUCGACGAAAACGUGCCUUGCUCCUCGUUCUUCGAACAAGCAGAUGUCGACAGCGAGACACAAGAAAUCACUGUCGACAAUUUCGAAGAGUCUAUGGAACGAUUCUUGGAGCAGGCUGCACCCAGUCCGGAGCCCCAGAAUGAGGAGGUGAACAGCAUUGCUUCCAGCAGGGUAAAAAGCGGCUCUGGCGAUGACGACGAUAAUGUGCCACGCGGCAGAAACUUUACUGCCGUUUACUCGGUCAAUGAAGCCAAGCGACGCAAGUUAGAGUCGAAAAAGCUCAAGCUCGAGCAUGAGAGACUGCAAUUGGAGAAGGCGCGAUUGGCAGAACAGAAACGUGCGUCCCAGGCACAAGAACAGCAGACUUACGCUAGUGACAGGACCAAGUUUUUCAUUGAGCUGUUGAAACUUGGAAAGACUGCUGACGAAGCCAAACAGAUAAUUGAAAAUGUAUACGAGUAG
This is a messenger RNA of Zychaea mexicana, 972 nucleotides long. RefSeq lists its product as uncharacterized. The record is from RefSeq and is a predicted model, not a curated record. The transcript has a single exon. NCBI's taxonomy places the organism in Eukaryota, Fungi, Mucoromycota, Mucoromycetes, Mucorales, Lichtheimiaceae. The coding region runs from base 1 to 972 and encodes 323 amino acids.